UAACUACUCAAUUUAUCUUCAGACGAUAAACAAACUUUACCGAUUUUAUAACAACAGAUUUUGAUACAAAGAUUUGAAAUACAAAUACAAUUUUAAAAACAUUAAAGAAAUGAAGGACAUAUUAUUUUUUCUAAGUCUGGUGACUUGCGGUUUAGCGCUCUAUGUUGACCAAGGUAUUCCGUACAAUGAUGGUCCACUGAAAGUUGGGGAGUUGACAGUAUCUAUUACAGUGGAUGCCAGCCCUAAACAUGUGAAAGUAUAUUUCCCACUGGAAGUUGGCGACUACGCAGUGAUAUAUUUCCUCGGUGGCCUAAACACACUUGUCCCCGCCGAGUUCUACAGUAUAUUUCUCACCAAACUAGCGUCACAUGGCUUCUUCGUGUUUGGCGUGGACUAUGAUUACCCACUGAUGCACCGUGGAUUACGAUUGAAUCCGACUGUUGGUCAAGACAUUGACAAGUACUUCAAAGAAAUUGAAUUUUUAAUGAAAUAUAUGGACAAUAAAACUGUGUCUGUACCACGAUGGGACUACGUUGGUCUGAUGUGCCAUUCAGCCGGAUGUGAUGUUUCCAUUCGUAUGAUCGAAACGGAGAAAUAUCCGUUUAUAUCCACGGCAUUCCUGGAGCCAUACAGUCAGAUAAUCCGACAACCUGUAAACUAUACAAUACCCGGUCUAAUGUAUGGUACACAACUGGCCGAGGAGGGUUUCCCACCUUGUAAUAUUAAAGGAUAUGAUUUCGAACAGUUUUAUGAACAGUGGAAAUGUCCCAGAAUUGCCAUAGAAGCAGCGGAUUUUGGUCAUUGUGACAUAUUGGAUCCGCUUGGCUGGGAAGGUUGUCACGUGACCCACUUCUGUAAGACGACAAACAACACAAGACUUGACAUAUAUCGUCAAUUUGUUCAGGGUGUGAUGGCAAGUUUCUUCGUCUCCACACUUCAAGGGCGUGAGGGUGUUAUAGAAUAUAUCACUGACCCAUCAAAACUAAUCUUAAAAUGUUUGGUAUCCAAGUCGGACAUUCACUGUUGAUGAUGUAAUACUGAGAUGUCAUAAAUUUUAAAGUUGAACGGAAUAUGUCAUUAAUAUCUCA
Ruditapes philippinarum (Manila clam) is the source of this 1088-nucleotide messenger RNA. RefSeq lists its product as uncharacterized. The record is from RefSeq and is a predicted model, not a curated record. The transcript is spliced from 7 exons. NCBI's taxonomy places the organism in Eukaryota, Metazoa, Mollusca, Bivalvia, Venerida, Veneridae. The coding region runs from base 110 to 1027 and encodes 305 amino acids.